Molecule: messenger RNA, 2693 nt
Organism: Punica granatum (pomegranate)
Lineage: Eukaryota; Viridiplantae; Streptophyta; Magnoliopsida; Myrtales; Lythraceae
Source: RefSeq, a predicted model, not a curated record
AUUCGGCUACUCUCAGCAAUUUGGCCACUAUUUUCUUGUAUUUUAUAAUUAAACAUACGGUCCGACCAUCGGAUCCGAUUGGUCCGAUAAACCCAUGAACCCAUAGUUUAGCCGGUUCGAUAUCCGGUUCGAUGUCCGGUUCAUUCCGAUAACACGCAUGUGCGGAGUUCCAUCUCCUCAUAUAUAUAGAGACAGAGCGACAAGUCUCCAAGACCAUAGGAGCGGGUACAUACAUCGUAUAUUUCCUUGCGAAGAUCUCAACAGCAGACCUCUGAAUCAAUCAAGACAAGACACGUAGAGAAACAGAGAGAUGGGAAGAAGGCCAUGCUGCUCCAAGGAAGAGGGACUGAACAGAGGGGCAUGGACUGCCGAAGAAGACAGAAUUCUCACCGACUACGUUAAGGCUCACGGCGAGGGCAGAUGGGCAAAUCUCCCCAAGAGAGCAGGUUUAAAGCGUUGUGGGAAGAGUUGCAGACUCCGCUGGUUGAACUAUCUGAGACCGGGCAUCAAGAGAGGGAACAUAUCACCCGACGAGGAAGAGCUCAUAAUGAGGCUUCAUAAGCUCCUGGGCAACAGAUGGUGUCUGAUAGCCGGCAGGCUUCCAGGGCGAUCAGACAAUGAAAUAAAGAACUACUGGAACUCCUUUCUCAGCAAGAGAGCACGGAAGGAUGACAUUCCUAGGCGCAAACCUCCCGAGCUUCAACGGUAUUCCGACCGAUUAGAAGACAGAGCGAAUCUCCAGCCCAAACAAAACGUAGACACUUCCGGAAAUCUCAGUAGUACAGAUCAACCAUCACCGAGGGAAGAGAAGCCAUCCAUGUCACUGGGUGCAUUCUGGGCUGCCGCAUUGAAAUGCUCGGAGGGCGCUACCGACCCAGAGCCACGAGUGUCACGCCAACAAGACCAACAUAGUACCUGUUUUGGCAUCACCAAUAAAGAUACAAGACCACACCCACCCAUUGAUGGAGACAUCCUUCCAAAGGAAUCUGAAAAUGUAGAAGUGGCAAAUAAUGGAUCCGCCUUCAAAUUAUUGUCCUGUUCUCAUCGUAAAGAUGACGUGGCUGAGAAUACAGAAGAAGAUCCAGUGAUGGAUUUCGACAUCGGAGAUGUUUGCCUGUCGGAUCUACUGGACGCCGACUUAACUGGCAGUAGUAGUUCGUCAUCACCUCCUUUUUCGGAUCCUCAACCUGCCAUUUCCUCUGAGGAACUGAUGUUGCAAGAUUGGAACCUAAUAAUCGACUCCCAUCAGGCCGAUAAUGUCUGGGCACCUAAUCAUAUUGUACAAUACUCGUCUUCCUCAUACAUCUUUGACAGCCCUGAAGUCGAAUUGCUAUGGGAGAGGUAGAAUGUCUAUCAAAACUCGAUAAUAUAUGUAUACGUACUUAGACAAAUUAAUAUAUAUUAGACCGGAUAAAUUGCACUGGUAAUCCAAAAAAUUUUAUAAAUAUUUCAAUAUGGUACAAAAAGUUUUUUUUGCUAAUUGAUGGUACAAAAUGUUUCAAAGUUGUUUCGGCAUAAUACAAACUGUCAUCUCGUCAUUGACGUCAACAAGCGACGCUGACGUGACUCGUUACGUGUCAGCUCCUUUCUGAUCAAUUGGGUCGGGCAAAAACAAAAUGAUCCAGGUCGGGUUUGGGUUUCAUCUUCCUCACCCAAAAUCUGCUACCCCUCCCCGAAAACCCUAGUAGCCUUUUCCUCUCACAGAAACUCGAGCACCGCCAUGCCCGCCGAUCACAGCUACCUUCCACGACGACGACGAUCGCGUCGCUACUGGCCGCUGGUCGCAGUCACUUGAAUCGAAAAGUUGAAGACUCGAGAUCGAGACAAAGAUAGGAGAGAUCGAGAGCGGGGAAGGGAUCGAUUGAGUCGAAGCUUGAGGGCACAAUUCCACCCGUGCAGGUCUAGACCUGAUGACCCAUAAUGCCAGACACGGCUCACGCAUCGGUCUCGAUUCGCUAGCAAUUGCAACCGCAUGGCCUCGAGCCUCGACCCAAUCGAUCCCUUCCCUGCUCUCGGUCUCUCCUGUCUUUGUCUCGAUCUCGAGCCUUCAACUUUUCGAUUCAUGUGACUCGCGCCCAGCAGCAGCGCGAUUGUUGUCGUCGUGGAAAGCGGCCGUGACCGGCAGGCAUGGCGGUGCUCGAGUUUUCGUGAGAGGGAGAGGUUGCUAGGGUUUUCGGGGAGGGGUAGCAGAUUUCGGGUGAGAAAGAUGAAACCCAAUUCGACCCGGGUCAUUUUGUUUUCACCUGACCCAAUUCGACCUGGUCCAGUGAUCCGGAUGAAAACAAAAUGAUCCGGAUAGCCACAUCAGUUUACUGUUUCGGCCAUGUCAGAAAAGAGCUGACAUGUAGCGAGCCACGUCAGCGUCGCUUGACGACGUUAAUGGCGAGAUGAUGUUUUGUACUAUACUGAAACAAUUUUGAAAUAUUUUGUACAAUUAAAUAGUAAAAAAACUUUUUAUACCAUAUUGAAACAUUUCUAAGACUACCAGUGCAAUUUAUCCAUAUUAGACCAUUACAAAUAAACAUAUGGAGUUUUAUGUACAUCUCAGUCAUCCCCUCUUGAUUUUUUUAGAUCAGUGCACAAGUAGUAAUUAAAAUUAGCGAAGUUUAUUUAAUAGCAUCGAUCAGAUGCAGGAUGUGUUGUACCCUUAAUAUUUAUUUGGGAAUAAGACAAAAACUCCCAUUAUGUUUUGA